CCAUUCCUUGGGCAGGGGAGAAGCGAAUGGCCAUGGGUUUUACAGGCAGGCAGCAUUGCUGCACUUCCGUUUGCACGGUUGCUUGCGGAGCGCUCCACCGCGUCGCCAAGCAGCUCACGGGCGGCAGGCCCAAGGAGGAGGUGGUGGUGGGGUGGGGUUCGUGGGCCUUCCAGGGAGGGAAGGGCGGCUCCCCCAUCUCCGUCAGGGGCGGGCGCGCGCCGACGGGGCGGCUCAUCAAGCUGCUCCGUGAGCGCUACGCCAAGCAUGUGUUCAUCAUCGAUGAAUACAAGACCUCCAAGACCUGCUACAACUGCGGGUGUCAGGAGAUGGCCAUCAAGCGGCUUGGGGGGCUGAAGGAGGGGCAGCGGCCCUGGUCGGUCAAAGUCUGCAACGACUGCUUGACGACCUGGAAACGCGACGUCUCCGCCGCCAACGUGAUCCGUGUGCUCCUCCUGCUGAAGCUGAUGGGCUUCGAGCGGCCGACCAAGCUGCAGCGGCCGCCAUAGCCGCCGGCGGCGGCGGGGCCGGGCUGAGAGCCUGAACGGCGCUAGCAGGGCGUGGGGCUGAGGGUGCACGUGUUGAUUGGCGGCGAGUGACGUGACUAGUUUGUUAGCUGCGGGUUAGCACGGACUGUGCACCCCACCCAACCGGCCACGUCCGGAUUUGCGGGGAUGCCAAAGGCCCCCAACAUAGAGGCGUGUGCUUAGUAGGCGCCCGCGUCAAGGUGGCUGGGUUGAUAACGACCCGGGAUCAGCCCUUUUCCUGCCUCCCUAAGGCAGCCACCUCCUUGUUAGGGAUUUUCUGUGUCCUACCUAAUUGUUUGCAUUUCCUACUUCUUUGCAAGUCCAAUCGGGCCUGGGGUACCGAGUACGGCGUUUGGCUGGCCAUAGAAUAUUGCUGGGUAUCCAAAGGUUGAACGGCGGGGAUAUGCCCAACUCCUGCUGGCAUACGUACGGCAAGGCGGGUUGCAUAAAUUUGCUGCAUUACACAGGCGGCAUGUCCGUCUCCGCGGGUUUACACGCACAGGUUGUCCACUUUGUGACAAGGCGCCCUGCCCGCACCCGGGGUGCGUGUGUGCUGCAGUGUGUGUGUACUGCAGAGUCUGGAGGAACGGUUGAUGCUGUCCUCUCCAACCGUCCGGCCUAGGUCCGUGAUGUGAGGAGCUAGAUAGGCUAGCUAGCCCUCUUACACCGUCCUGAAUGGUUGUCUGUGAUAGGUGCAAACUGAACACAUUGCUUCGGUGUGUGGGGACGCCGCGUUGGCAAGAGCCACGGAUGGCCCUAAUACCGUGGGGGCAUGUCGCACCCGUGGAGGGCACUGUAACAACAGACGGUAGACUGUCACAUUCUAAAGGACAUUUGAUUUAGCUCAGAUGAUCAAAUACAGCAC
Messenger RNA from Chlamydomonas reinhardtii, 1389 nucleotides. RefSeq lists its product as uncharacterized. The coding region runs from base 33 to 506 and encodes 157 amino acids. The record is from RefSeq and is a predicted model, not a curated record. NCBI's taxonomy places the organism in Eukaryota, Viridiplantae, Chlorophyta, Chlorophyceae, Chlamydomonadales, Chlamydomonadaceae. The transcript is spliced from 3 exons.